AUGGGUUCCAUGCCUGUGGAGCAGCAAGCCAGCUUUGAUGUUGAGGAUGCUCUUUCACAACUGGAUGUCUCCGAGAAGAUCGCACUCUUGUCCGGCAUUGACUUUUGGCACACUGCUCCUGUUCACAGACUUGGAAUCCCCUCCAUCCGGCUCUCUGAUGGACCAAACGGUGUCCGAGGAACCCGUUUCUGGAAUGGAGUCCCGGCCGCGUGCCUCCCUUGCGGGACGGGACUCGCCGCAACUUGGGACAUAAACCUUAUCAAAAAGGGAGGCGCUCUGCAGGGAGCAGAAGCCUUGGCCAAAGGUGCUUCGGUCAUUUUAGGGCCAACCACGAACAUGCAGAGAUCUCCGUUGGGCGGCCGUGGUUUCGAAAGCUUCAGUGAGGAUCCCUACCUUGCUGGAGCCAUGAGUGCCGCGACCAUCAAUGGUAUCCAGUCCACCGGCGUUGCUGCAACCAUCAAGCAUUACGUUUGCAAUGACCAGGAGGAUCAGAGGCAAGCCGUCGACAGCGUUUUGACCGAACGAGCACUCCGAGAAAUUUACCUCAUGCCGUUCAUGAUAGCACAGCGGGACUCCCAGCCGUGGUGCUAUAUGACCGCUUACAAUAAGGUCAACGGCACUCAUGCGGCUGAGCAUCCAAGACUUCUGAGAGAUAUUCUCCGCGGAGAAUGGGGCUUCGAUGGCCUGGUGAUGAGCGACUGGUUUGGAACUUACUCGACCACCGAGUCCAUUAGAGCAGGUCUGGAUCUGGAAAUGCCAGGCCCAUCCUACAUUCGGGGAAAACUUGUUACCCAAGCCCUGGGUUGUGGGAAACUCAACAUACAUGAUGUUGAUGAAAGGGUGCGGGAGGUCUUGAAGCUCGUCAAAAAGGUGGAGCCCCUGGGAAUCCCGGAAAAUGCCACCGAAACAACGGUGAACACUCCCCAGACAGCGGCUCUGCUUCGGGAAAUGUCGGCCAGUGGCAUCGUCUUGAUGAAAAAUGAGAAGAAUAUCCUGCCUUUCGACAAGGCAAAGACGACGGCCGUUAUUGGACCGAAUGCUGCGUACGCUGCCUAUUGCGGAGGUGGAUCUGCUUCCCUUCUACCGUACUAUGCCGUCAGCCCUCUCGAGGGUGUUCGAGCUCAAGUGCCGCACGCCAAAUACGAGCUUGGUGCUCCUGGCUGGAAACUCCUUCCCCUCAUGACCCGAAUGACCAAAAAUUCGAAGAAUCAGGACGGCUUGACUAUGAAAGUCUUCCUAGACCCGCCUUCGGUACGAGAUCGCAGGCCAGUUGAUGAGGUGCACGUGCCUUACUCCGAUAUACUGCUUGUUGACUACAAACACCCCCUGGUCAAGACCUACCUUUACUGGCUUGAAUUAGAGGGUACUUUCACGCCUCAAGAGUCGGCCGAAUAUGAAUUUAGUCUCAGUUGUGCAGGCACCGGCAAGAUCUUUGUCAAUGGAGAAUGCGUGGUCGACAACGAGACACAUCAACGACCAGGUGAUUCGUUCUUCGGCGCCGGAACUGCGGAGGAGACGGGAUCUCUCAACUUGGAGAAAGAUGUCACAUACGACAUCAAGGUCACUUUUGGCACUUUUCCCACCAUCAAGUUCAUGAGCCCCGGAACUACGGGCUUCGGGGCCGGUGGACUCCGAGUCGGAAUGGAGCGUAAAGCAUCAAUCGAGACGGAAAUUGUGAGAGCCGUCAAGCUUGCCAAAGAGGUGGAUCAAGUCAUCCUCUGUGCCGGCCUUAACAAGGACUGGGAGUCGGAAGGUUACGACCGUGAACAUAUGGAUCUCCCACCGGGUAGUGACGACUUGAUCAGGGCAGUUCUGGCUGCCAACCCGAACACUGCAAUUGUUAUUCAGUCUGGAACUCCCGUGACCAUGCCUUGGUUGAAAGAAGCUCCUGCUCUCCUGCAAGCAUGGUAUGGAGGCAAUGAAACGGGCAACGCGAUUGCGGAUGUUGUCUUUGGCGGAACAAAUCCAAGCGGCAAAUUACCACUGACUUUCCCGAUUCGAAAUGAAGACAAUCCUGCCUUCCUGAACUACAAGUCGGAGAGGAAUCGUGCCCUCUACGGUGAAGACGUUUAUAUCGGCUAUCGAUUCUACGAAAAGACCGGGAAAGAGGUUGCCUUUCCUUUCGGUCACGGACUCAGCUAUUCUUCCUUCGACAUCAAAGAUGUGUCGGUGCUUGACAAUGAUGUCGAGUUGAUUGUCUCGGCAUCUGUAACCAACACUGGCACGGUCGACGGCGCCGAAGUAGUCCAGGUAUAUGUCUCGCAGCACCAACCAAGCAUCAACCGGCCAAAGAAGGAGUUGAAGGGGUUCUCCAAAGUUUUUGUCAAGGCGGGAGACACCCAGAGGGUGGACAUUGUCAUUGCGAAGAAAUACGCUGCGAGCUUCUGGGACGAGUCACGGAACGCUUGGGUAAUGGAAAAGGACGUAUACGACAUUCUGGUCGGUGCCUCGAGCGCGUCGACGCCCUUGAAGGCUAAGUUUCAAGUACACCAAACCUCGUGGUGGAAGGGAUUGUAG
Messenger RNA from Exophiala dermatitidis NIH/UT8656, 2517 nucleotides. Its product is annotated as beta-glucosidase. The transcript has 3 exons. Lineage: Eukaryota; Fungi; Ascomycota; Eurotiomycetes; Chaetothyriales; Herpotrichiellaceae. The coding region runs from base 1 to 2517 and encodes 838 amino acids. Gene Ontology annotation, molecular function: beta-glucosidase activity. The record is from RefSeq and is a predicted model, not a curated record. Gene Ontology annotation, biological process: glucan catabolic process.